Amphimedon queenslandica is the source of this 4607-nucleotide messenger RNA. RefSeq lists its product as uncharacterized. Gene Ontology annotation, cellular component: cell periphery; cell septum. The transcript has 9 exons. Gene Ontology annotation, molecular function: protein binding; chitin synthase activity. The record is from RefSeq and is a predicted model, not a curated record. NCBI's taxonomy places the organism in Eukaryota, Metazoa, Porifera, Demospongiae, Haplosclerida, Niphatidae. The coding region runs from base 105 to 4325 and encodes 1406 amino acids. Gene Ontology annotation, biological process: chitin biosynthetic process.
UUUAAAUAGUGCACUGCGCCCAAAGAGCCACAACAUACUACUAUCAAGAUACUCCAACAUACUUGAUACUCCUACUCAUAAUUCUAUCGAGUCCCUCCGUCAACAUGGCUGUUCGCGCAGACUUAAGUGUAAGAUUUCAACAAAGCAAUGAAGAGAUACUGUACCAAUCCGAUGCUCUUCUCUCCAGCAUCGAUGAUACAGACUAUGACGAUUUAGAAGAGUCUGAUACGCCCAGAGACCCGAGCAGAAGAGUCUUCCAAUCUUCCAAGGCCAACAUCAACGCUCUUGUUUGGUUUGUUAGGAUUCUUCUCGUGGCCUCUGUGCUCACCUGUCUCGUUCUGAGCAAGCUCACGAUCAUCAAAAUCCUAGCAGACCUACACGUCUUAGGAGAAUACAAUGACUCCUGCAAACCACCGGAUCAAUCCGACCAAUCAUUUGAUCCAAUCCAGGCCAAGCAUAAAGCUGCUAAUCUCUACUGGAUGCUAUUUUUUAUAGUAAUGAUUCCAAAUCUCAUUUCGUGGAUACGAACCGUGUUAAGUGGAUUACUUAGUAAAUCCCCUCGUAGACCCUGGCCCAAAUUAACAGCUCUACUUGGAUGUAUAGCAAUCGCAUUUUUGGAAGCAGUUGCCGAGUGCUUUCUAUUCUUCUAUAUAUUGAUCACGUUCCCUCCAGCACUAUCCAUACUCUUAAUGUGUGGGGUCUACAGUACCCAGUCGCUUGUUGAAAGUUUUUACGGGAUUUACUACAUGUGCUAUAAAGCAACUAGAGGCAACAACGAAUAUAGCUCAAUUGAUGGGAUUGGGAGUUUAAGCCCACGAAGCCCACGUUAUCGCUGUCUUAUAGCUCUCAUUUUAGUGGCUGGGUUUUUGUGUCAGACUUCUGGAUUAGCAUCUAUAACAGUGUUCCUUGCCAAUGCCUACAAUGGGUCUAAAUCUGGUACUGACCUACUGGGACUGGUCUUGGUCAUACCAUGCUUGGUCGUCCUGUCUUUCACGUGGUCUGGUAGAUUGCAAAAGAGGACAUUUGCUCCAAGUGAAAAGUCGAAAGAUAAAGCUAGAGUGGUUAUGCUAAAGACUGGCCAAGCAAAGGAAUUGAACACCAUAGCUAGAUGGAAAGCAAGUUUUAUAGCCACAUCUGUUAGACUGCUCACUUAUCCAUUUCUCAGUUAUUGUAUCUUCAAGUUUAUGUACAAACUGCAGAAUGGGCAUGAAGUAGAUCCCUGGGCUAUACCAAAAGGUGAAAGUAUUUUCUAUGCCUUCAACUGGAGUGGUCAUUAUAUUUCUGUCUUUGCCGUACAUGUUGUUGCUAGUUUCCUAGCGUAUGCUUUAUCAAGGCUGGCUUGUUACAUGACUCUACAUGUGUUCGGACUAGCACUCCCUGUCCUACUUGCCACUCCCAUUUCUCUAUGCAUCUAUUUUAUAUCCAACUCUCCUGCUAGCAUUGAGGGCCACAACAUAAACCUGUUCCCCUUUCAGACUUAUGAUGCUCCAUUACUCGAUUUUAAUACUAUUUUCUGCAGUAGUUAUGUUCAUUAUGCUUUUGGGUUUAGUUUCUUAUUAUGGGUUGGUCAGACCCUAGUGGCAGGUGUUAACCUCUUCCGGUUUAAAAAUGCGAUCCUUGCAUCCGAUGAAGACAUGUUUGUCCGUCCAUACUACAACAGUGCACUCCUGGAGCAGUUCCUGGCUAUUAACCGUGUCGUCUCACACAAGCCUCAGGUUAUGACAGACGGGAGGCGUGAGUCGUGUCGGGUUUUUGUAUGUUCUACAAUGUUUCGUGAGAAUGCAAAAGAGAUGAGGCAGAUGCUUCGCUCCAUUAGACGAAUUUCAAAGUUCUUCAGGAAAGAUCAAAAUAUUUUUAAGUACCAAUACGAGUCUCACAUUUUCUUUGAUGGAGGUUGUAGGGAAGACGAUUUGUCCCAGUUUGCCAUACAACUCAUGAGUCUUCUAGAAGACACACUUGGCAUAAAGCUUAGAAAUGCUACAAAGCAGAAGACACCAUAUGGCUAUCGGUUUAUGUGGCUCAUUGACAACUGCAUGCCAUUUAUGAUUCACCUCAAAGACAACCACAAAGUGAGAAACAAGAAGAGAUGGAGUCAAGUCAUGUACAUGAAAUUCAUUCUCGAGCACCUCGAGAAACAGGAUAAAUUUGAUCUCAGUAACACGUUUAUCCUUACCACUGAUGCCGACAUUGACUUUAAAGCAGAGUCUGCUGUGGUUCUUUUAGACAUGCUAGCUCGUGAUCCUCAAGUUGGUGCAGUUUGUUCAAGGACUCAUCCACUAGGUAGUGGUCCUAUUUAUUGGUAUCAAGUGUUUGACUAUGCGAUUGGUCACUGGCUACAGAAGAGUGCUGAGCAUGUCCUUGGAUCGGUUCUAUGCUGUCCUGGCUGCUUUAGUAUGUUCCGCUGCUCUGCUCUUAAACAGUGUCUGCCCACCUACUCUACUGAGGUCUCUACUGCCCUGGAGUUCUUAAUGAAGGAUAUGGGCGAGGACAGGUGGCUCUGUACGCUCCUCGUUGAGAACAGUUGGAGACUCGAGUUUUGUGCCAUAUCUAAUGACAAAACGUAUUGUCCGCUGAGCUUUGAUGAGUUUUAUAAGCAGCGUCGUAGAUGGAUUCCAUCGACUAUUGCUAACCUUUGGCUCUUGAUUUCUAAAGCUGGUAAAGUGACUAGAAGGAAUGAGUCCGUGACGUGGGCGUUCAUUCUGUACCAGAUUAUCGUUAUCAUUUCAACCAUCAUAUCCCCUGCUACUGUUAUUCUCAUCAUAUCGUCCGGAUUGUCCACCUCAUUUAAUUUUAAUCCAACUGCAGUAAUAGUUCUUAUUGGAUUGGUUGCUGUGAUAUAUGGCUUUAUUUGCAUUUUCACUAGUCAAAAGACGCAAUUAGAUAUUGCAAAGAUUCUUACUUUUAUAUUCUCAAUAGUGAUGGCUGCUGUUGUCGUGGGGAUCAUAAAGGAAACGGUUCAAGAUAUUCUGUCGCCUUUCCAGGUUUUGAAUGAAACCACUUCUCAGUAUGAAUAUGAAUUUCAUAUUGAACGUGGAAAGCUACCAAUUGCAGAGAGUACUAUAUACAUUUCCCUAUUUGCUAUUGUUUUUGUGACAGCAGCCAUUCUUCAUUUCUUUGAAGGCUUUGCGUUGUUUCAAUGCUUGUGGUAUCUCCUUGGUCUUCCCUCUGGAUAUUUGCUUCUACUCAUUUACUCUACAGCUAACCUUAAUGACAGGAGAUGGGGAACCAGAGAGGCUGCAGAUAAAUCAGAGCAAAGCUUGUUUUCUCUCUUUAAGGAAACCGUGAAGUAUAUUGCUGAUAAGUUUAUGAAGAAGGAGCCAAAACCUCCAGAAGUGAAAAAGGAAGUCGAAAAAGAUACUCGGGAAAGUGAAGUUUCUUGCAAAGAGGGGAUGGGGUUGGAAGGACCUGGAAUUGAACCUGAUCAUGAUUUGCCACAAAAGAAAUACUUUUGGCUUGAAAAAUGGUUGGAAAAAAAUGAUAGUUUGAUAUUUUAUGACAAAUUUGCAAAAGAAGGAUUCACGGAAGAGUGGUGUGUUGCAAAAAUGUCAAUAAAGGAUUUGGAAAGCAUUGGGGUUCGCCCUAUUGGAUAUAUACAUCAUUUGGACAAAGCUAUUAAGAAACUUCCAAUAUCUCAUCUUGAACCAACAAUACCAAAAUCUGUUGAAGAAUGGAUCAUGUACUUAAAAAUGGACUCUCCAGAAGACGACUAUGUCCAGAAGUUUCAUGCUGCUGGAUAUUAUGGAGAAGGUGAUGUGGAAAACCUUGCUCAUAUAACAGAGAAUGAGCUGAAAAAUGAUAUUGGUGUGAAGAAGAGAGCUCAUGUCAAACGAUUCAUGGAAGGAAUACAAAGGCUUAGAAUGAAAGAUGAAGAUGAGGAAAAGAUGUCUAAAGCCAGACAAAUAUUAGAGCUAACUAAUGAUCACCCUAACAAGCCUCUAGAUGAUGAUGAGCUUGAGUUUUGGAAUGAAAUGGUCGCAACUACACUCAGGCCAAUACCGGAUCACCUCACUCAAGCCAGUCAGCUUCGAAGCGACUUGAAGUAUCUACGCAAUUAUACUUUGAUUGCAAUGUUUCUCAUUAACCUCAUGUGGCUCAUACUAAUCUCAAUAUUCACAUUCAGUGAGCUCACUGAUCUUGGUCUCAGUGCUAAUUUCCUUGGUCUACUCUUUCUCGCUGUGUAUGGGAUCCUGAUAUCAAUCCAGUUUCUAGGAAUGAUUGUCCACAGAGUAGUGACACUCUCUCACUACAUUGCUAGGCUCAAUCAAUUCUUGCCUGUGGAUCACACUGCUACUCAGUCCGCUUUUCAUACUAGAAGCGCUGUUUAAGAACAAUUUGCCACUAUUAUGCUGACAUAUUUAUGCUAUUAUUAUGCUGAAAUAUUAAUAUAUUCUUGUGUGUGUGUGUGUGUGUGUGUGUGUGUGUGUGUGUGUGUGUGUGAUGUAAUCCUGCUAUACUAUAUGCCUAUUUUUAAAACUGCUUGCUCAGUUUGUUUUAGUAGUAAAUGUCAUUAUGUUCUGUCAUCAUGAUGUAAUGUUACUAUUUAUAACUUUAUUAUGAUGUAAUGUUACCAUUUAUAGCUUUAAUAUGACGAGGUGUUACUAUCUAUA